This is a messenger RNA of Owenia fusiformis, 4034 nucleotides long. The record is from the annotation of a GenBank genome assembly. Lineage: Eukaryota; Metazoa; Annelida; Polychaeta; Sabellida; Oweniidae.
GGAAAACUGGCUGGCGGGAAUGAUGAGCCGUCUGACGAUUUCCCCAAUAAUGGGAUUAAGAGACCAAUGUUGAAGUGUACUCAAUACUGAAGAUAUUCAACAAUCAUGGUGAGAGUGCUAUCCUGUCAUCACUUCAACUCUCAGGAUGUCUUCACUACGGAGAACAAGCCAGUAUCUGUAUGUGUAUCUAAGGACUUGGUGUUUGUAGCAACAGAAAACUGUAAGAUACAGGUCCAUUCAUUGACCACCAUUGGCUGCCCUUAUGUCUACACUUUAGAGACAAUAGAUGCAGUCAAGCGUAUCAUUCACAAUGAUGCAGGAGGAUAUGUUGCUACUUUGGAAGAAUCCAAGUUGAAGUCUGAUUGUGUCUUCAUUCGUAUAUACUGGAACUCUGACAUUCAAAAUCUUGGACCUUUGAGACAGUCCAACCAUCAAGACAGUCCAGAACACGAAAAUGGGGAACAAGACAUGUAUGAGAUUGCGUCCAAAGAUUCCCCAUCUUAUAUUGCUUCCUGUGAUAAGAGUGGCAACCUUGCUGUGUCUUACAAUGCAACUGUCAGUGUGUACUCUGUAAGGGCUAAUGCUUUGACUAAUGGAGCCUCUGAGAAACAAGUCAAACAUCUUAUUGAUCUACGGUUUAGUUUUCCGAUUCAUGAGAUUGCAAUGUGUGAAGAUUACAUUGCAUGUUCGUACCAUCAGAUUGUACAAGUGAUCAAGCUAGAAUGGGAAGGGGAUGUUGAUAGUAGUGAACAGUCAGAAGAUGUUAAUAGUGCAAUCAAACCUAUAGAAGAUACCCUUCCUCAACCCCAAUCUGAAGAAACAAAAUACAUUCUUCAAAAUAUCAAACAGAGACAGGAAGGUGUUGAGAAUUUCAAUGUGGAUGUGGGAUUAGGUCAUGUAGAUUUACGAUCAACCAACAGAGAGACAUACACCCCAAGUCCUUCUCCCAGUAGCUCAGAUAGAUCAUCAAUGAAAGAUACUAAGGAUGGUCACAAAUAUAUUGUAGAGGAUGAACACUAUGUUGACUGGGUAUUUGAAACUGAUGAAGCCACUGAUAAGGACACUCUUCCUAGCAUUGGGCUUAGUCCAUCAAGAUCAAAACCAAACAACCAUCCCAGAAAUACACUUUGUAUUGCAAGUAUAGAGCAGGCUCAUCAAAGGGCCAAAGAGAAGGAAAUGAAGAGUAAAUCUGAGUUCCUUGGACCUGGGGUCAAUGACGCUAAGGCUGGAUGUACUGUUACAGUCUACUUAAAAGAUUGUAAGUUGAUAAAAGAAGAGGUUACGACAUAUCUGUAUAGGAAGUUUCCACCAAUGGAUACCAGUUUGCACUCGUUACAACUUGUACCUGUUUAUACUUUGGCCAAGAGUUCCAAGGCAGCCAAGCUCUCGAAUGACCAGAAUCCAUUCCAUUCUGAUCGCCAUGGCAACCUAGUGUCCCUAAGCUGUUUCAUCAGUAGCAACAGAGAAGGAUUCCUAUACAACAUAGUAGGCUCAGAUGUGAAACUGCUUUCUAUGUACCCAUACACAUCAAACAGCAAAAAGGUUGUGAUCAGCCCCAUACUGCUACAUGCCAUUACUGACACAGGGAUAGAGACUUACACAACUAGAUGUCAUGUUACAGCCCUACAUAAUAUUGAAGUAGUUGACAAUGUCACAAAUGCAAUCCCAAAGAUGGACUUAGAUAUCUGCCUGAUUGGUAUGCAGCCAUUCAUAGGUGUCCAGGACAUGUGUGUUAAAGGAAGACACCUGGUGCUCAUGUCUAAGGUUGAGGAUAUGGAGGACUCUCAAAGUGAAGGUAACUGGAGUGUCUAUGCACUUAGAAACAGCAGUCCAGCUCAAAUCUACCAAGAUAUGUUGGAGUUUGGUUGCCAACACAAGACUACAGGUCCCCCUGCCUACUUACACCUACUACAAGAGGCACACCUGGUUGCCAGGUCACAUUGUAGCUUCACCAAGAACAGAGACACGUCAGCUAAUGCCCUACUCUGUGAAUCUUGCUCUCUGUUGGCCCAGUGUUACUGCAAAGGUAGUGCAGAGGAGAGUCAACUAGCCUUGCCUUACUAUAACAUGUCCAGUCUACCAGUUGAAGAGAUCAUGGAACAGUUUCAGCAGAUGAAACUUGAAAACCAAAAGGAGGGGUAUGGAGAUGGAGUCAUUCACUACCUGAACCAUCUUAUAUUCCAGGACACCAGCAGUAAACUCAAUCUGCCAAAUGCUACAUGUGACCAGAUACUCAGUAUCUAUAGCAACAAGGAACCAGAGGUCCUCUCUGAUGUCAUACUACAUUCAAGACUAACUGGAUACUCUCAAGAAUUAGCAGCCUCUGUGCUGAAGAUUUACAUUGAUGAGGGGUCUACCAAAAGGUCCAGCUUAGACUUACUCUGUCUUGCCAACCUGCACCUGGCACUAGGAGACAUGGAUGAGGCCUCAAUGUGCAUCUUUGCCAUGUCAAAGACUGAGCUGGUGAAUAUAUGCCUGGCUGAACAUUCUAUGUUACACGAUAGCCUGGCUACAUUCACUCCACUGGCACAAUUAAUCCGACAGAGGCACCCAAAGCAGUUCAUCAGUAUCUUAAUAGGCCUGUAUGACAACAAUGUGCUCACCAUGGAGACAACUGUUAAGUUACUUCAGGUGAGCUGUGAUGGAUUAGUGUCUGAAAACCAGCAUGUCAUUCUCUUCCUAGAGGCCUUGCUCAAUGAUGACAAGCGCAAUGCAAUAUUUCCACAAGUUUCAAGGCAGUUGUGUGAGAUUUACCUUGAGCGACUAGCCCAUUGGAGACCUUUACCCAGAGAACUUCAGCCUGUGUCACAUACACAUAUACCAAGGGGUAGGGGCCAUUUUGCCAAGAGGUUUGGCUGGCUAGAUGACCUGCCACCAUUCCAAGGUGCAAAUAUGAGGCAGAGACCUUGUCUAUACCUUAAUAAACCUACAGAUAUAAAUAGGGCUCCAUCUUCAGACCAGGGGGAUGGAUAUGGUACCUGUCCCUGUUGUUGCUGCAAUGAGGACCUGCUAAAACUUCAGUCCUUACUCUGCUCAAGCCAUACUGACAAUAACUUGUACCAAUUGGUGCUUGAGAAGACACACAGUCAUAAUGGACCAAACAGAGUGGGCACCAAAGACAGUAAAGGACCCCUCAGACAGACCACAAAAGGUCUGAGUGAACCACAUAAAGACCAAAAUCAAAGCUAUAGUGAACCAAUUGCAGGGUGCGCCCAAGGACCUAGUGGACCAAUCAGAGGGCAGAGAUCAUUAGAGGUGUUAUGUCUCUGUAUGGAGUGUGCCACCCUCCCUCUAGAUAUUCUCUUGGAUCAUUUUCCUAGUGUUCUACCCAUUUACACUGCUUCGCAAUUCUACACUAAUGCUAACCAGUGGUCAUAUCUGUUGACUGUUAUGUUAUCAAGGAUCGAGCUUGAGACUUGCGCUGAGUCAAAAGAUAUGUAUGAGAAUACAUUGAAAGAGACACUUUCCCGAAUGGUUGAGUUACUUCCUCCUAAGGUCUUCCUGAAUGUACUGCCAAAGGAUGAUGAUGUCACAAUUUGUCUUCCAUACAUCAACAGAUGUUUUGAACGAUUUCAAGCAGAGAAACUUAAGACUGAAAUAAUUAAUAGAGGUCAUCAGCUAGAAGCUACCUUAUUUUAAUGAGAGGUGUCUCGAAUUGCAGUUACUAAUUCCGUCCAAAAUAAAAUCCUGUAAGACUACAAGUUCAAUUAUAAAAUUCUCAGUAGUAUAUUAAUCCAUGAUUAAUCACAGAAAACCACCUGGUCAACAAUGUUUUUGGUGAAUUUGAUUAAAAGUAUCCCAGAUCCACUGAUCAAGAUAUUAUUAUAGGUUGGACAAAAAUUAUAAUUAAGGAUUUAAGUCCUUGACUCUGUGCAAUGUGGAAUGACCAUUCCUUAAAGGUUUUGCUUUCCAAAAUUUGCAUGAGAUGCUUUGCAUCGAGUGUUAAUUUUUUGGUCAAUCCACAAUACAUUGCGUCUUGGGCUUAAAUUCUUUUCACACAUUGCAAAAUAUUUUCUUCCAUGUCACUUAAAGGA